Molecule: messenger RNA, 1147 nt
Organism: Saccostrea echinata
Lineage: Eukaryota; Metazoa; Mollusca; Bivalvia; Ostreida; Ostreidae
Product: frataxin, mitochondrial-like
Exons: 5
Coding region: 44-574 (176 amino acids)
Biological process (GO): iron incorporation into metallo-sulfur cluster; intracellular iron ion homeostasis
Cellular component (GO): mitochondrion
Molecular function (GO): iron chaperone activity; ferroxidase activity; 2 iron, 2 sulfur cluster binding
Source: RefSeq, a predicted model, not a curated record
CUGUCAGUUUUCCGAAAGCUUGAAAAGGCGGUGUAUCGAAACAAUGAGAUCAAAGUUAAUAAAUAUUGUUCGAUUAAGUAACAGACUUCUUUCAGCUAAUAAACUUGUAGCCAAUACUUCUUACUAUAGUCAUUCUUCAUACACAGCCUACACAUUUAAAUGCCCCUCGGCAAAUUUCUCAACAGGAUCAGUAUUAAGAAGCCAAUUGUCCGAGUCAGAGUAUCAUGCAGUGGCAGAUGAGACUAUGGACUCACUGACUGAGAUGUUUGAAGACCUCCCAGAAGUGGCACCAUGUGAUCCAGAAUAUGAUGCUCAAUAUUCUAGUGGUGUGCUGACGGUAAAAAUCAGUGAUAAGUUUGGUACAUACGUCAUCAAUAAGCAGCCUAGUAAUGUCCAAAUCUGGCUGUCAUCUCCUGUCAGUGGUCCUUUUCGCUAUGACUUUACUGAUGAAACAUGGGUUUACUCACGGACAUCACAGACUAUGCAUGAAUUACUGUCAGAGGAAGUGUCCAAAGCUCUCGAUACCCCUGUAGACUUUACCACUUGUUCUUAUGGAUCUUGGAAAAAGAGUUAGCCACCAGAGUUUGAGAAAAUUAUUAUGAACAUUGUAAUGAAUUGAGGCUUUGUACUGUAGGGAUGAUUGCAGUGUAUUUUAUACAGUCAUGUAUCCCUAGUUUUUUUGCAUAUAUUUUAAUGCAUUGUUGAAAAACCACAGUCAUGCAGUCUUGCUUGAGGUAAGAGACUGGUGUUGGGUUUCCAAUGAUGAUUUAAUGUUCCAGGAUAAUACUUUCAGUUUCUUUUGUUUAAUUAUAAGUGUAAUAAUUAUAAUUGUAAAUCCUUGUUUUAUUCUGUAAGAUAUUCCAUCCCAUUCUUUGAAAAUUGUUUACUGACUAGACACAUGUUAACAAAGCUAAGCUGUUUUGUUUUACUGAAAUAUUAAGCUCAUCAAAUGCUUUACAGAACAUAGCUAUGCUGUUUUUGCUGUUUUGUUUCAUUGAAGUAAAGCCAAUGAAAUCUGAGUAUAUUCAUAUAUAUUUGUAUGAUAUUAUUGCAUAUUGUUUAUAUGUUUGACAUUUUGUAUGAGUAUUAUUUUUUUUUCAAACUUUUGAUUAAUUUCCAUGUGGUUUAUUAAAUGAUAAUUAUAAGU